AUGGAUGCCAUAUCAGAUAGGGUAUUUUCAGAAUCCUCGCUUGAGACAACAACGACUGUAGAUGAACCGUCACUACUUACCGUCAUACUAGACAUAUCGCCACGUGGAUGGUACCAAAUUCGAAACUCGAUAUCGUUACAAGAUGUAGCCAAAUCGCUACUUGUUUUCCUAAACGGUCACCUAGCAAUAAACAAUUCAAAUCAAGUGGCAUUCAUUGCAAGUCUGCCAUAUACUUCCAAAUUCUUGUAUCCUCAUCCUAGUAACUCCAAAACUUCCACGACACAAUCCAAGACUGCGCCGGGCAUGUAUCGACAAUUCAAAAAUGUCGAUGAUGUGGUAUUGCAAGAAUUGAACCAAUUUAUUGUCGAGACUAGUGAUCAAGCUGCUGCAUCUGCUGCUACUUCAGCAUCCUCCAGGAGACAUUCGAGUAUUACUGGCGCUAUCAGUAUGGCAUUGACUUACACCUACCGAAUGUCAAUACUAGACCAAUCGAUAACGACAACCACGGCAUCAGCAAUCAGUACAUCAUCUGCAAUGAGCAGUACAAUGAAACGAACCGAUGCCACAUCGGGAAGUGCUGGUGGUGCUGGUCUUGGUGGAAAUGGUGCAUCUGCCGCAUCUGCCUCUGCCACUGCUAAUACUGCUGCUGGCCCCACUAUUUCCACCUCAAUAAAAUCGCGAAUCCUCAUAGUGAGUGCCAACGACGGCGAUGACACGAUCAACUAUAUCCCAUUAAUGAAUUGUAUAUUCACAGCUCAAAAACUAAAAGUCUCAAUCGACGUUGCCAAAUUAGGGUUCAAAAACUCCUCGUACCUACAACAAGCAAGUGAUGCCACCAAUGGCGUAUACUUACAUCUACAGAAUCCACAAGCAAUUAUCCAAGUGUUGUCCACUGCCUUUUUUAUUGAACCGAAUUUGCGACCCUAUGUCAUAUUACCAGCUAAUACUCAAGUCAAUUAUAAAGCCAGUUGCUUCAUUACUAAACAACCAGUCGAUGUUGGGUUUGUGUGUUCUGUUUGUUUGUGUAUAAUGAGCCAUGUGCCUGAAAGCGGCAAGUGUCCUGCGUGUCUGAGUGAUUUUGAUAAACGCAGUAUUUAUGAAUUGACUAGAGAACCGCAAGUUGUGACCAAAAAGAAACGCAAAUUGGAUGGCCAAAGUGAAGCAGCAGCAAAAGUUGAUGGCAGUUAG
Lodderomyces theae is the source of this 1188-nucleotide messenger RNA. Its product is annotated as TFIIH/NER complex subunit. Gene Ontology annotation, cellular component: transcription factor TFIIH holo complex; transcription factor TFIIH core complex. NCBI's taxonomy places the organism in Eukaryota, Fungi, Ascomycota, Pichiomycetes, Serinales, Debaryomycetaceae. Bases 1 to 1188 code for a protein of 395 amino acids. Gene Ontology annotation, biological process: regulation of DNA-templated transcription; nucleotide-excision repair. The record is from RefSeq and is a predicted model, not a curated record. The transcript has a single exon.